Molecule: messenger RNA, 1187 nt
Organism: Pseudovirgaria hyperparasitica
Lineage: Eukaryota; Fungi; Ascomycota; Dothideomycetes; Acrospermales; Acrospermaceae
Exons: 2
Coding region: 142-885 (247 amino acids)
Source: RefSeq, a predicted model, not a curated record
CACGCCAAACUGCUAAGGGUAAUAGAUCAUCCCGAGACCGUUUAAAAUACAUCUACUUAGUAUCUAGAAGCUGCAGCUGCCAAGUGAGGAGAUUAAACACCAACGUUAUAGGAAUCAAGUGGAUCCAGUAAGACAUAGACCAUGGCCUCACAAACAAAACCAGACAUCACUCUCUACGACCUGGCCUGCACAAAAGGCGUCUGCUUCUCACCUGUGGUAUGGCGCAUUAGACUGAUGCUCAAUUACAAGAAAGUCCCCUACAAGACUGUCUUCCUCGAGUUCCCCGAUAUCGAGCCCGAAUUGAAGAAGCUCGGCAUCCACCCGCACUCGGACGCGUCAUCCACAAAGCCCGCAUACACUGUUCCCGCAAUCAUCCAUCACCCCAGUAGCACAUACUUAAUGGACUCUGUACAUAUCAGCCAAUUCCUCGAAUCCACCUACCCACAUCCACCGGUCCCACUCUCCACCACAUUCGGCGAUGGUAUUAUAUUGGCCGCACGCAGCACCGGCGUCCCCGCUUACCGCAUCUCGCUCCUCUCACGCGAAAUCUCUAUCUUGUCGCCGCGCAGCCAGGAGUACUUCCGUAGCACGCGAGAAAAGGAUCUAGGACACCCACUAGAGCAGCUAUUGGAAGGCGAUAAGGAGGAAAAGGUUUGGGCAGAGCAGCAGGAGGGGAUGGAGGAGCUGGGUAGGUCUAUGAGGGCGAACAAAGCGAAGGGUAUGUUUCUGGAGGGCAAGGAACCGGUAUAUGCGGAUUUUUGGAUUGCGGGUGUGAUGCAGUGUGCGAGAGUGGUGGACGAGGGUGUUUGGGAGAGGUUCAUGGGAUUUGAGGGUUGGAGAGAUGUUUAUGAGGCGUGUGAGGAGUUUAUGACGAAGAAGGAUUGAGAGUCGGGUUUGCGUUCGGAUGUCAGAUCGCUAAUGUGUGAUUUCAUGAUGAACGCUUGAUAGAACUGAGCAUUCCGUUCAUAGUUCCCAGUGCGCCAGACAACAUGGUGUAUCCUUGAUCUCCCCUAACUUCAAUUGUACCACGUAGUACUCCCAGAGACUCCAUCAGACUUCAUGACAAUGCUACAACGCAGGCGUUGUCAAUACACCGAUACUCAAUCUCUGGGAUUUAAGAAGCUUAUACAAUGGAUGCACCAGUAUAUCAGACUAAUCGAAACUGUUAGAUGGAUGGUGAAGCAUGG